Coccomyxa subellipsoidea C-169 is the source of this 282-nucleotide messenger RNA. RefSeq lists its product as hypothetical. Lineage: Eukaryota; Viridiplantae; Chlorophyta; Trebouxiophyceae; Coccomyxaceae. The transcript is spliced from 4 exons. The record is from RefSeq and is a predicted model, not a curated record. Gene Ontology annotation, biological process: L-arginine catabolic process. Gene Ontology annotation, molecular function: arginine decarboxylase activity. The coding region runs from base 1 to 282 and encodes 93 amino acids.
AUGAAGGUUCGCAGGCUGUCUGAUGGCUAUGUGAUUGGAGGCUGGGCUGCAGAGUACAAAGGCCAUGCCGAUGAGGAGGGCGUGAAGAAAGUUCUCAAGAGCGACCUUGAUGGAAUGUUCAAGAGACGAUUCCCAAAGGACGAUCACGAGAUGUUUGAAUUGAAGUACAUUGUGAGGGUGCAUGAGGUGGAGAACAGCUAUGGCACGGUCCUUUCCUCCAUCUGCUUCUGCUCCUUCAUCUACCCGAUCGCGACUCCAUCUGUGCCGUCUGAGCAGUCCUGA